AUGAUUUGUUUAAAGUAUCUAAAGCAGGCAUUGCAGAAUGAAAAUGUUUUAACUUUUUUGUUUUCUUAUUUUAUGAGACUAUAAUUAUUAUUCAUAUUUUUUUGGCCUAAAGUCAAAUGAUUAUGCAAUUCUAAUAGGCGGAAUUUUUAUCCUCUUGUCAUUUGCAUUCAUUUGAUUCUUAUUUUUUUUAGCUUCUAAAUUCUGAAUAUUUUGAAAAGGUAUGUUUUGCUGUAUUUCUAUAUUAACAAGAACAUCAGCUUGAAUCUGGACAGAAAAAAUGGAAAUCUUAAAAGUCUUGUAA
This is a messenger RNA of Blepharisma stoltei, 301 nucleotides long. Lineage: Eukaryota; Ciliophora; Heterotrichea; Heterotrichida; Blepharismidae. The record is from the annotation of a GenBank genome assembly.